This is a messenger RNA of Ziziphus jujuba (common jujube), 5019 nucleotides long. RefSeq names its product protein CHROMATIN REMODELING 20. The transcript has 26 exons. Gene Ontology annotation, molecular function: ATP hydrolysis activity; ATP-dependent chromatin remodeler activity; ATP binding. Bases 240 to 4667 code for a protein of 1475 amino acids. Gene Ontology annotation, cellular component: nucleus. NCBI's taxonomy places the organism in Eukaryota, Viridiplantae, Streptophyta, Magnoliopsida, Rosales, Rhamnaceae. The record is from RefSeq and is a predicted model, not a curated record.
GCCCAUUCAAACGGCACACUGACUGGGUUAGUCUUCUACAGAAAGGAAAGAGAGGGGGAAAAAAAAAACAACGACAGCAACGACAACACCACCACCAUCCCAACAAAACGGGGCUUUAGUUUUGGUUUUAUACCUUUUGUUUUGUUUUUUUGCAUCUCACGUGUAUACGCGCUCCUUCCCUCCGGUAACGGUACUUUGUUGGAGACCCAAAUUAUUGUUUAAUGUUAUUGGAAUGAAAGAUGGAAGAAAAUCACGAUGAAGUGGAAGAUGUUGCGGGUGCUUCUAGUGAUUCUUUUAUUGAUGACUCAGAAGAUGAUGGGCCAUCAACAUCUGGACAAGAUGAUGGAUCCUUUAUAGAGGAACCUUUGGGUGAAGAAGAAAUAGAGGAGCUAAUUGCUGAGUUCUUGGAAGUUGAGAGUAAGGCUGCAGAGGCUCAAGAAGCACUUGAAAAGGAAUCUCUUGCUAAAGUGGAGAGUGAAGUUAGAGAGGAGCUGGUGCAUACUCUUCAUGGCGAUGAUUUGGAAACGGCUGUUGCAGAUGAAAUGGCUACUUUUGUGGAAGAGUGGGAGGCUGUGCUUAAUGAGCUUGAAACAGAGAGUUCUCAUUUGUUGGAGCAACUUGACGGAGCUGGUAUUGAGCUACCAAGUCUCUACAAAUACAUGGAAAGUCAGGCUCCUAAUAAUUGUGUUACAGAAGCUUGGAAAAGACGAAUACACUGGGUAGGAUCACAGGCAACUGGUGAUUUUACCGAGUCAAAAGAUGGUGCUGAGGAGUAUUUGCAAAAACACAGACCUGUAAGAAGGCGACAUGGUAAACUAUUGGAGGAGGGGGCUAGUGGAUUUCUGCAAAAGAAACUGGCUAUUAAUGGAAGCACAGAUACUGUAAAAGAGAAUUCUGAGGUUGACUGGUCUUCUCUGAACAAACUGUUUUCUGAAGGAGCAAAUGAGGACUGUGUUUCAUUUGGUAGUAAGUGUUGGUCUUCUGUUUACUUGGCCAGCACACCACAGCAGGCUGCAGAAAUGGGUCUCAAAUUUCCUGGUGUCGACGAGGUGGAGGAGAUUGAUGAUGUUGAUGGAAAUUCUACUGAUCCAUAUGUUGCAGCUGCAGUUGCAAAUGAAAAAGAAUUGGCUCUUUCUGAAGAACAAAAGAAAAAAUACAAGAAGGUCAAAGAAGAAGAUGAUGCAAGUAUUGAUAAGAAGCUUCAAAUUCAUUUGAAAAGGAGGAGAUAUCGAAAGAAAUGCAAACAGGGGGCUGGUCAGAAGGAAGUUUGCUCAGAUGAUUGUGUGAUAGAAAAUGAUAUCCGCAAGUGUCCAUCUCCAGUUGAUUGUCCUGCCUCUGUCUUGAAUAAGAAAAGUUCUGAAGAUGGAGAAAAUAUGCCUAACAAUGAUGUGCCUAAUGGGUUUGAACAUUCUAACAAUGUUGACAUUGGAAGCAUAACGAACAGUAGUUCCUCAAUGCCAUCCGACUCCAUGUCCAAACAUCUGAGUGAGAGUGAGGAGCUAACCCUAGAGAAGAAGAGAAGUCGAACUGUUAUUAUAGAGAGUGAUGACGAAGCUCAGGUGAAGGAUUCAGUCUCUAAAAAGGUUAAAUUAGAGGAUCAAUCUGAUUUGAAGGAAAAUACUGGUGGCUCUGUUGCUGACUCUCUUCCUUCACAGAAUGUGACUGAAAAGUUUCACUGCACUGCUUGUAACAAAAUGGUUAUUGAGGUGCACUCACAUCCACUUCUGAAAGUUAUCAUUUGUGCUGAUUGCAGAGGUGUAAUGGCAGAAAAGAUGCAAAUGAAGGAUGCAGAUUGCUCCGAGUGUUAUUGUGGUUGGUGUGGACAAAGCAUUGACUUAGUGAAUUGUAAAUCAUGUAAAACGUUAUUCUGUAUGGCUUGUAUAAAGAGGAAUAUUGGCAUGGAGUGCUUGACCGAGGUUCAAACUUCUGGCUGGCAUUGUUGUUGCUGUCGCCCAAGUCUCUUGCAAAGAUUGACUUUACAGUUAGAGAAAGCAAUGGGUUUUGGAGGAGUGGUUGUAUCUAGCUCUGAUAGUGAUUCAGACAAUUCAGACACAGACAUAGAUGUUGCUAUCAGCUCUAAGAGGAAGAGGAAAAAGAAAAUACGAAGGAUCCUCGAUGAUGCUGAAUUAGGAGAAGAGACCAAAAGAAAAAUUGCUAUUGAAAAGGAACGUCAGGAACGCUUGAAAUCCUUGCAAGUUCAGUUUUCUACACAAUCUAAUAUGACAAGUUCUACAAGCUAUAAUGGGAAUUUAUCAGAAGAUGCUAGCACUGAGGUGCUUGGUGAUGCAUCAACAGGUUAUAUUGUGAAUGUCGUGAGGGAGAAAGGUGAAGAAGCUAUUAGAAUUCUUCCAAGUAUUUCAGCAAAAUUAAAAGCCCAUCAGGUUGCAGGAAUAAGAUUUAUGUGGGAAAAUAUCAUACAGUCAAUCACAAAGGUGAAGUCUGGGGAUAAAGGUCUUGGUUGCAUUCUAGCUCAUACAAUGGGCCUUGGUAAAACUUUUCAGGUUAUAGCUUUUUUGUACACUGCCAUGAGAAGUGUUGAUUUGGGUUUAAGAACUGCACUUAUUGUCAUGCCUGUGAAUGUACUGCAUAAUUGGCGGCAAGAGUUCAUGAAGUGGAGACCUUCUGAAGUAAAGCCACUGCGUGUUUUCAUGCUAGAAGAUGUCUCAAGGGAGAGAAGAGGAGAAUUGCUUGCAAAGUGGAGAGCUAAGGGCGGUGUCUUCUUGAUUGGCUACAGUGCUUUUCGGAACUUAUCCUUUGGAAAGAAUGUGAAGGAUCGGAACAUAGCGAGGGAAAUUUGCCAUGCCUUGCAGGAUGGACCUGAUUUACUCGUAUGUGAUGAGGCCCAUGUGAUUAAGAAUACUAGAGCUGAUGUAACCCAAGCCUUAAAACAAGUGAGAUGCCAAAGACGGAUAGCAUUAACUGGAUCACCUCUACAGAACAAUCUCAUGGAAUAUUAUUGUAUGGUUGAUUUUGUAAGGGAAGGUUUUCUUGGAAGCAGUCAUGAAUUUAGAAACCGCUUCCAAAAUCCCAUAGAGAACGGUCAACAUACUAACUCAACUCUGGAUGAUGUGAAAAUAAUGAAUCAAAGAUCUCAUAUCCUCUAUGAACAGUUGAAGGGCUUUGUGCAAAGAAUGGACAUGAAUGUGGUGAAGAAGGAUUUACCACCUAAAACUGUCUUUAUAGUAGCUGUAAAGCUUUCUCCCUUGCAGAGGAAAUUAUACAAGAGAUUUCUUGAUGUGCAUGGAUUUACCAAUGACCAGAUCUCUAAUGAGAAGAUGAGGAAGAGAAGUUUUUUUGCUGGGUACCAGGCCUUAGCACAGAUAUGGAAUCAUCCUGGUAUCUUGCAAUUGAGAAGAGACAAGGACUAUGUUCGACGUGAAGAUGUUGUUGAUAAUUUUCUUGUGGAUGACAGCUCUAGUGAUGAAAACAUGGACUAUAAUGUGGUCUUUGGAGAGAAGCAGAAGAAUUCAAAUGAAGUUAUGCAGGGAAAAAUUGCUGAUAGCUUUUUCCAAAAGGAUUGGUGGAAUGAUCUUCUUCAUGAAAAUAAUUAUAGAGAGCUUGAUUACAGUGGGAAAAUGGUUUUGCUGCUGGACAUUCUAGCUAUGUGUUCUGACGUGGGUGAUAAGGUGUUGGUUUUCAGUCAGAGCAUACCAACCCUUGAUUUAAUAGAACUUUAUCUUUCAAGACUACCUCGAAAUGGGAAGAAAGGAAAAUCUUGGAAGAAAGGAAAAGACUGGUAUAGGGUAGAUGGAAGAACAGAGGCCUCAGAAAGGCAAAAGCUGGUUGAGAGCUUUAAUGAUCCCGUAAAUAAGAGAGUGAAAUGCACUCUGAUUUCAACCAGAGCAGGAUCUCUAGGGAUAAAUCUUCAUGCUGCUAACCGUGUAGUCAUAGUUGAUGGUUCUUGGAAUCCAACCUAUGAUCUUCAGGCUAUAUAUCGAGCUUGGAGGUAUGGCCAAAACAAGCCAGUUUUUGCUUAUAGAAUGAUGGCACAUGGAACUAUGGAAGAAAAGAUUUAUAAACGUCAGGUGACGAAGGAGGGGCUUGCUGCAAGGGUGGUGGAUAGACAACAGGUACACAGGACCAUCUCCAAGGAAGAGAUGUUACAUCUCUUUGAGUUUGGUGAUGAUGAGAACCCUGACACUUUGAAUGAUCUGGAUCAAGAAAAUGGGCAUGCCAGUAACCAAACUAAGACUGGAGAAGUUGGGAAUCCAGCCAAGCAAAAAGUGCCUCUUUCUAAUGGAAGUUGCUCUUCUGACAAACUAAUGGAAAGUUUACUUAGCAAGCAUUGUCCAAGGUGGAUUGCUAAUUAUCAUGAACAUGAGACGCUAUUACAAGAGAAUGAAGAAGAAAGGCUCUCAAAGGAGGAACAAGACAUGGCUUGGGAGGUAUACCGGAGAACAUUAGAAUGGGAGGAAGUGCAACGAGUUCCUCUUAACGAGUCUGCAGUUGAGCGAAAGCCAACAACAUCAAAUGUUGCCCCACAUGCAGCAGAAAUAAGCAGCCGUACGAUAUCUAGGGCUAGGGAACGUGUAGUGCUACGGAAAUGCACUAAACUUUCACAUUUGCUGACCCUUAGAAGCCAGGGAACAAAAUCUGGUUGUUCUACUGUGUGUGGGGAGUGUGCCCAGGAGAUAAGGUGGGAAGAUCUACAACGGAAGGCAGAGUAACAAGGUGAAGAAAGUGUAGAAUUUUUACAUGGUUUAUCAGAUGUAAUUGGUUUCAGUUGUAUAUGUUAGCUGCUGUAAGUUCAACGCCCUUUUGAACACGGAAACAUUCAUUUUCCUCGAUUCUUUUUUUGUUUUUCUUUUUGUUGGUUCUGAGGGAAGAUAAAAGAAAUUCUCUUAGUUUAGAAAGAGAAAAAGGGGUUUUGAUUUAGGGGGAAUAGUGGAAAGGUGGAAAAUUGGCUUGUAAUCUACACGGUGGGAGUUACGCCUGCAUGGAUUAUGGAAUUGAUAUUCAAAGUUUUUGCUUCUGCCAUACAGUUCCAUGCAGGAUUUCUCACUAUAUAACUUUGUUUUU